AUGGCUGCACAAGGUCCCGGGCUAGGCGGGCAAAUGGGUCCGGGGCAGAUGCCCGUUUCUGUGCUUUCUGGUAUGCAUCCCCAGCAAGGAGGAAUGAUGCCACAAGGAGCCGGCGGUAUGAUACCUCAAGGAGGCAUGGUGUCUCAGCAGGUAGGAAUGCUAUCCCAGAGUGGGAUGGUACCUGUACAGCAGCAAGCAAAUCCUCAGGUACAGCCUUCAUCAAUCGGCCCUGUGGCAGGUCAACCUCAGCAGCCUGUUGUUGAGAUCGAUCCAAUCGCAAAAUUUAAAAGUCUUUUACCAAGACUUAAAGAAUCGCUUGUGAAUCUCUUUAAGACCGGUGGUCAUCUGUUUUAUCAAAACGCCACGCAAGAUGAGACAGGUGUUCAAUAUGAACAUGUCAGUGGAAGAUUUGACAAAAGUCUGGAGGAGUUCUAUGCUAUUUGUGAUCAGAUUGAGAUAUGUCUGCGUCUGGCUUAUGAAAUACUUCAACAGGACAGGGACAGUGCUAGAAAUACUCCGAACCCUGUUCUGCCACAAAAAACAGAUGCUCCCCAACCAGAAGGACAACUAUAUUCUCACUACCUGUCAACUGUCAGAGCACAGAUCAGUUGUGCUAAAGACAUCAGAGACUUGUUACAUGAAUGCCUGAAAAAUUUCCCAGAGCACAGCCAUCCUUAA
Molecule: messenger RNA, 678 nt
Organism: Candidula unifasciata
Lineage: Eukaryota; Metazoa; Mollusca; Gastropoda; Stylommatophora; Geomitridae
Source: the annotation of a GenBank genome assembly